AUGGCCGUGUACCGCGUGUGUGUGACCACUGGCCCCUACCUGAUGGCCGGCACACUGGACAACAUCUCCGUUACACUGGUGGGCAUGUGUGGUGAGAGCCCCAAGCAGCUGCUGGAUCGUGUGGGCAGGGACUUCGCCCCUGGAUCGGUGCAGAAGUACAAGGUGCGCUGCUCAGCAGAGCUGGGUGAGCUCUUGCUGCUGCGUCUACACAAGGAGCGCUAUGCUUUCUUCCGCAAGGACUCCUGGUACUGCAGCUGCAUCUGUGUCACCGCCCCUGAUGGUACCCUGUCCCACUUCCCCUGCUAUCAGUGGAUUGAGGGCUUCUGCACCAUAGAGCUGCGACCAGGAACAGCAAGAACUAUUUGUCAGGACUCCCUUCCCCUCCUUCUGGAUCACAGGAAACGGGAACUCCAGGCCCGACAGGAAUGCUACUGCUGGAAAGUCUACGCCCCUGGCUUCCCCGGCAUUGUGGACGUCAGCAGCUUUGAGGAGAUGGAGUCAAACAAGAAAUUUGCCUUGACCAAGAUGACACCUUGUGCAGACCAGGGUGACAGUGGGAAUCGGUACCUGCCUGGCUUCCCCAUGAAAAUUGACAUCCCGUCCCUGCUGUACAUGGACCCCAAUAUUCGCUACUCAGCCACCAAGACGACUUCGCUGCUCUUCAAUGCCAUCCCUGCGUCCUUGGGGAUGAAGCUUCGAGGGCUGCUAGACCGCAAGGGCUCCUGGAAGAAGCUGGAUGACAUUCGGAAUAUCUUCUGGUGCCACAAGACCUUCACUUCAGAAUACGUCACAGAGCACUGGCAUGAAGACCACUUCUUCGGGUACCAGUACCUGAAUGGUGUCAAUCCUGUCAUGCUCCAUUGCCUCUCCAGCUUGCCCAGAAAGCUGCCUGUCACCAAUGACAUGGUGGCCCCUUUGCUGGGACCAGGCACCUGCCUGCAGACAGAGCUAGAGAGGGGGAACAUCUUCCUAGCCGACUACUGGAUCCUGGCGGAGGUCCCCGUCCACUACCUAAAUGGCCGCCCUCAGUACGUGGCCGCCCCGCUCUGUCUAUUGUGGCUCAACUCCCAAGGGGCGCUGGUGCCCUUGGCCAUCCAGCUCAGCCAGACUCCCGGGCCCGACAGCCCCAUCUUUUUGCCCACUGACUCCGACUGGGACUGGGUGCUGGCCAAGACGUGGGUGCGCAACUCCGAGUUCCUGGUGCACGAGAACAACACGCACUUUCUGUGCACGCACUUGCUGUGUGAGGCCUUCGCCAUGGCCACGCUGCGUCAGCUGCCUCUCUGCCAUCCCAUCUACAAGCUCCUGCUUCCCCACACUCGCUACACGCUGCAGGUGAACACCAUCGCAAGGGCCACGCUGCUCAACCCUGAGGGCCUUGUGGACAAGGUCACGUCCAUCGGGAGGCAAGGUCUCCUCUACCUCAUGAGCGCUGGUCUGGCCCACUUCACCUACACCAAUUUCUGCCUUCCGGACAGCCUGCGGGCCCGCGGCGUCUUGGCCAUUCCCAACUACCAUUACCGAGACGACGGCCUGAAGAUCUGGGCCGCCAUUGAGAGCUUUGUCUCAGAAAUCGUGGGCUACUAUUAUCCCAGUGAUGUGUCUGUGCAGCAGGAUUCGGAGCUGCAGGCCUGGGUCGGCGAGAUUUUUGCUCAGGCGUUCCUAGGCCGAGAAAGCUCAGGCUUCCCACGCCAGCUGUGCACCUCAAGAGAGCUGGUGAAGUUCCUCACUGCAAUCAUCUUCAACUGCUCCGCCCAGCACGCAGCUGUCAACAGUGGGCAGCAUGACUUUGGGGCCUGGAUGCCCAAUGCCCCAUCAUCCAUGAGGCAGCCCCCACCACAGGCCAAGGGGACCACCACCCUGAAGAGUUACCUAGACACUCUCCCAGAAGUGAACAUCACCUGUAAAAACCUUCUCCUCUUCUGGUUGGUCAGCCAAGAGCCCAAAGACCAGCGCCCCCUCGGCACCUACCCGGACGAGCACUUCACUGAGGAGGCCCCGCGGCGGAGCAUCGCUGCCUUCCAGGGCCGCCUGGCCCAGAUCUCGAGGGACAUCCGAGAUCGCAACCAGAGCCUGGCGCUGCCCUACACCUACCUGGACCCUCCCCUCAUCGAGAACAGCGUCUCCAUCUAA
Molecule: messenger RNA, 2133 nt
Organism: Diceros bicornis minor
Lineage: Eukaryota; Metazoa; Chordata; Mammalia; Perissodactyla; Rhinocerotidae
Gene: ALOXE3
Product: arachidonate lipoxygenase 3
Exons: 15
Coding region: 1-2133 (710 amino acids)
Biological process (GO): lipid oxidation; linoleic acid metabolic process
Molecular function (GO): oxidoreductase activity, acting on single donors with incorporation of molecular oxygen, incorporation of two atoms of oxygen; iron ion binding; protein binding
Source: RefSeq, a predicted model, not a curated record